GCCAAAUCAUAUGGAAGAUCUGCCAGCCCUUGCCGUGCGUCCCACUUCGCAGGCGGUUCUGGGUCGACACGGCCAAAAGUCAUCCUUCGAGCUUGGUACUGACGGAGGACCAACAGUUCAAUCCUGCUGACAGCGUCGGGCUGAUAGUGAGUAUCCAAGGGAUCUCAAAGAUCGACUUGGUGAACUUCUAUUGGGGCGGCCAUGUCAGUGUGACGAUGAAGGUUCCUGCUGCGGUUUUCCUCCGUGACUUCGGCCCUUCCCUCGAAGCUGCUACCAAGAAGGCAUUGCAAGAGGUUAUUGAUGCUCCGGUGAUCCAGCAGCAGGCGAUAAGCCACCUGGAGACCGCGUUGGCGGCGGAGUUUGAGGCAUGGCGCAAAGGCACAUCCCGGAAGGAAGACGAUGCGUUUCAGCCACUUCCAGACCAGCCAGAUGCAGAAAAUUUGAUGCGCUACAUGCGCAUUGCCGUCGUCAAUUGGCACAGGGAGAUGGGUGAGGAGCCAUAUCCGAAAAUUUCGGGUGAUGACAAGCUUUGGUUCAACCCUGAAAGCAAGAUGAUUGAAGCCCGCUGGGAUGUGGAGUCUCUGUGGUACAACAUCCCCUCCUUGCGCAGCUUUCCGUUCGACACGAACGAAAUGUGUGCGAUUUUUUGGACGAGGAUGUGGCGAAAAGUUCGCAUCAUCGAGUUCGGCCGUUCCUAUGCUUUGGGCACCAGCUUCCAGGAGUUUGAUGUUUUGGGCUUCCGGGGAGAUCCUCAACCACUGCGUGGAUGGGACCCUUACAUCUGCGAGAGCAAUGUUGUUCCAAACAGAGCGCGGGCGGGCGAUAACGAACUGAUGUUCUACGGACGAUUCUGGGUUCGACGAAAGCCGUUCUAUUUCAUCGUGGCUCUGCUCUUUCCUACUGCCGUGGUGACCUUCAUGGGCGCCAGUGCGAUCCUCAUCGCAUCAGGUGAAGCACCCAACUCAAUCGUGUUGGGAGGCGAAUCUCCCUUAUCCCUGGUCGCUGGCCUGAUGCUGACUCUGGUGGCCAUGAAGUUCUCCUACGCGGAUAGCGUCCCGAAGCUUGGCUACCUGACAAUGUUGGACACUUACAUCGCCGUCAGCUUUUUCUUUCUGACGGCAGCCGCGAUGUUGAUUGUCCUUCUCCCUGAGGAGUCGCUACAAGACCUUGGUGCUGCAGCUAUUUUUGCCGGCCUCUGUUUGCUGUUCAAUGUCGCCUAUUUCGCAGUUGCAUAUCGCGAAUUCCGCAUUCCUGGCGAGCACUCCCCAAGCUUGACGUUUCCGGCA
Molecule: messenger RNA, 1286 nt
Organism: Symbiodinium pilosum
Lineage: Eukaryota; Dinophyceae; Suessiales; Symbiodiniaceae
Source: the annotation of a GenBank genome assembly